GUGACAGGAAGGAAGGGCGGUUCCACAAUAGGUCUAGUCAUGCCCUUUUUAUUACGUUGACAGUGCAUGGAUUACUCACUUAAGAUAUGUUUUACCAAGAUCUUGAGCCGGAAGAGCGGGAUCAUGCGCAGGGAGAGGAGCUACGGCCUGAGACGAGGGCGAGAGCCUACUCCUCGGGACCCUCGAGAAGCAAGGGAAGUGCAGCUGUCGAGAGUAAGAGGCCCAAGAGCUGGUCGAGAGGGAGUGACAGCCUUACAGACAUUGAGGAAAAGGACGAAAGUAAAGAGAAAAAUCCAAGGAAGGGAUAUAAUUUAUCAGGAUAUCUGUACAAGCAUCCUAGUUCAAGCAAGAGGCAUGUCCCAGGACUGAGGGGCAUGACAGGGUCUUCCAUCAAGAAGCGUUGGUUUGUUUAUUCGGAUCGUGUGUGUAAAUUGUACUAUUAUAAGCAGAAGAAUGAUUCUGAACCCAUCGGCACAAUUGAUAUUGCUCUGGCAACGUUCUUCUUUGAUCCGGAGUCGAAAAAUGAAGGGCUCUUCACAAUCAGAUGUGCAAAUGAUGAAUGGGUAUUAGAAGCAUCUUCAGCUCAGGGAAGAAUGUAUUGGAUCCAGCAGUUGCAAGCUGCGAGGAGAGAAUUUAGCCAAAGACGCACAACAGCUGCUACUUGCCGUUCCCCUAAUGCUAGUCAACCAGAAAUGGGCUUGCUCCACGACAACCAGCUGAAGAACCCAGAUCCCCCUCCAGACCCUCACUCAGACCUAAUGAAGCCCGUGUCCAAACCAAGUGAUACGGAGAAGGACAGUCUACCCCCCAAGCACCCGUCUGCCCUCUUGGAUGCACGGCUCGCUCUUUCCAAUCUCCUGCCAAAUACUCAGAAAAAGAUAUUUAGGACAAAUAGUGAAUCCCCCAAAUCCCCAACAAGCCCCCUGGCAGUGCGUCACAGCCCAGUAAGUUCUCCCUCAGAAGACCUGAGCUUUGGUAACUUAGGGAAGAGGCUGCGAAGUUCAAUAAAAGCUCGGCGCUCGACAUCCUUUGAGGGCAAAGAUGGGAAUGAUAUUGCUAACCUUCAUAAUGCCAGAGUUGUAUGUAGGAAAUGUGAAGAGCUUCAGGGAAAAUUGAAUUCAGCAAAAGAGGACUUAGUUGCAACACAAGAUGAAUACCAAGCAUCGCGUGAAGUUAUUGAUCUCCUACAGAAAGAACUUGAUGCAAUACAACAAGAGAAAGCAACUCUCAUUACUUUAGACAGAAGUGACUUGACAGACACCCACGUCCUAGAGAUUCUUCGUGGCAAGGACCACCACAUCGUCAACCUGGAACACGAGAACCAAAAGCUCACCAAUGAUAUUGCCAAGCUCAAUGAACAGCUCUCUGAUGCUCAGUCUCACAAUGAACACCUCAGUGAAAAGUUGUCUAUGUUGUACUGUCUCAUAGAGGCAAAGGACAAAGCCAUAGUGAACCUGACUCAUCAAGUGGAUGAAAAUACCUCAAAUGUCCGUCCAGUGUCACUCCCUCCAAGUUUAACUUUUACCAACCAUGAGACAACCACAAGGGGCACACAGACAUCUUCACAGCAAGAAGAUGCACUCAAAGAUGCACUAGAAGCCUAUCGAUGCCAGAACACUUUCUUAAACAAGGAGAUUCUCGAGCUCAAUCUUCUGAGGAAACACUGUUCAGAGAGAGAGCAGAAGCUGAUCACUGAAUCUAGUGAAUGGGAAGCCAAAUUCUACCAGAUCCAGAGCAAGUACCUUCUGCUGCUAAAUGAACUUCACUCACCCCAAACCAGCCAGCACGACCCGUCCAUUGUUUCCCAGCUGCUGCAAGACGUAGUGGAAGCACAUGGUUCCCCUGACCUUAGGGUGAUACACAACAAAGGGCGGGAGUAUGAUGAAUAUGGAUUCUGCAUCACAGCCCCGGGUGAAGGAAGCUUGCAGUCAAGAGCGAACUAUCUCCAAAAGCAAUCUCAGGCCUUAGCCAACCAAGUUCAGCAAAAUGGGAGCUCAUGGGAAGAGAGAUGGGAGAGUUUCUUGGCAGGUACAAGUGCAAAGGAGCUGCCAUCAUGUACAGAUCUCAAGUACCUUAUAAGGGGAGGUAUUCCCUAUCAGUAUAAGGUAAGUUUUUUUUUUUUUUUUUUUUUGUCCCUUGUAUUUGUAUUGGAAAUUUUGAUAGGAUAGUUGGGUUUACCAGAGAGUCAUGGUUAUUUUUGACUGUGAUGAAGUACUGCAGAUAUAUUUGUUAGAGUAGAUAGACUAUGUAUAUAUUUUGUUUACAACAUUAAUGAAAUCAGGGAAGUAGGAAGGCCCAUGGAAAAAUUUGCUUUGUGGCUAUAAAUGAAAAUGUUUGUGAUUUAUAAUGUAUUUUUAUUGGUAAU
This is a messenger RNA of Penaeus monodon (black tiger shrimp), 2365 nucleotides long. Its product is annotated as TBC1 domain family member 2B-like. The record is from RefSeq and is a predicted model, not a curated record. NCBI's taxonomy places the organism in Eukaryota, Metazoa, Arthropoda, Malacostraca, Decapoda, Penaeidae. The coding region runs from base 87 to 2168 and encodes 693 amino acids. The transcript has 10 exons.